AUGCCGGGUUGCAUUUUCGCACCUUACUUCCCACCGGAGGAGCCCCAGAAAUUCGCCAAUGUCCACAAGAUCUUUGGGGCCAGCAAUGUGACCAAGCUUCUCAACGAGCUCCUGCCUCAUCAGCGAGAGGACGCCGUGAACUCCCUGGCCUAUGAGGCGGAGGCACGCGUCAGGGACCCGGUGUAUGGGUGUGUUGGAGCCAUUUCUUUCCUCCAAAGGCAGGUCCAGAGGCUCCAGAAGGAGCUUGACUCUGCCAAUGCUGACCUCAUCCGCUAUGCCUGCAACGAAAUCACAACAGCAACGGUGUUGCCUCCGCCUAUUUCUUUACCAACAGGGCUAAAUUCGGUGAUUCAGCCCAAUAUGGCUCCUCGGAGAAGGUCGGUUGAUCAUCAUCCUCAUCACCAGUUUUACCAACAAAUAAACAAUACUAGUACUACUGGAGGAGCUUUCUCAGCUCCCUAUCUUCCAUGGAAUGAUAUUCAUAACCGGUCCGGGGACAUUAACGAAGGAGGAGGAGGAGGAGGAGGAGAUGGCAGAAUGUGA
Prunus armeniaca (apricot) is the source of this 543-nucleotide messenger RNA. The record is from the annotation of a GenBank genome assembly. NCBI's taxonomy places the organism in Eukaryota, Viridiplantae, Streptophyta, Magnoliopsida, Rosales, Rosaceae.